Messenger RNA from Sphaeroforma arctica JP610, 159 nucleotides. RefSeq lists its product as hypothetical. The record is from RefSeq and is a predicted model, not a curated record. NCBI's taxonomy places the organism in Eukaryota, Ichthyosporea, Ichthyophonida. The annotation marks the transcript as partial. The transcript has a single exon.
CUUGAAACAGAGGGUACGGACCGUGUUGUGAAAAUGAUGCGGUCGGUGGCGAUACCGGUUGUAGCCGUAGGAUGGAAGACUGGUGCUGGGGUGGUGAUUGAGAUGGAGGCGCUCGCCGAAAACGGAUUACUGGUUCAUUUGGGACCAGCUGAAGAUUGA